Messenger RNA from Dunckerocampus dactyliophorus (ringed pipefish), 4575 nucleotides. RefSeq names its product calcium-independent phospholipase A2-gamma-like. NCBI's taxonomy places the organism in Eukaryota, Metazoa, Chordata, Actinopteri, Syngnathiformes, Syngnathidae. Gene Ontology annotation, cellular component: membrane. The transcript has 10 exons. Gene Ontology annotation, biological process: arachidonate metabolic process. The coding region runs from base 225 to 2591 and encodes 788 amino acids. The record is from RefSeq and is a predicted model, not a curated record.
UUCGGCGGACGUCAUGACAGUAUGAGCAAUGUGUGGAAAUCAAGCCUGAGCUCCGACAUGUUGCUCCACGUUGUCAUCAUUUACUAAGUUGUAUCGUCGAAUGGCGGUUCAAGAAGAGCAUCUGAAAAGCUUUCUGCCCAUCUUGAUGCGACGAUUUUGAAGCAGCGGUUCAUGGACAGGAGUGUAGAGCUAUAGUUCCUUUGGAUGGAAUGAACUCUUAAAGGAUGAGUCACAAAUGGUGUCCCUGGGUUAAACUAAACAGAACGUUUCAUUCAUGCAAAUCAGCAUGCUCCCCAUUUCCCUUCUCAGGUACCUUCCACCGCUCAAUCAAUGUGCAACAUCCUCAUUGCGGCAAGACUGUCUCCCUCAACCAGGAGCACAUCUUCCACUCACGGGGGGUCCGAGCUCGAAAGGCAUGGCUCUGCAGGGUUUACCAACUUAGACAGAAGCCGGGGCUCCACACCAGCGGCUUGUUUUUGAACACCUCGGCACCGCGUUGGUCUGCAGGCCUCAGCCAACACAUGUCACGAGUGAGAAAUACGCUGGACACAGUUUCUAAAGCUGUGAUGCAAACGGACCUUCUCUCCAAGAUCGUCAGACUCAAACCCCACAAGGCUGGGCCAAGUGUGGUGCCGACUGCGGAAAAAACACACAGUCCUGUUUCUGCCGCCCCCAAGCAUGCAGCUAGCACUCCUUCUAGUCCAACAUCUGCAGCUACUUUGGAGGCCACUUCCACUGCCUUCUCUUCGCAGCCUCACAACGCCGCACAAGCCACUGCCACUGUAGAGGUGCAGGAAGUGAAGGAGAAAAAGCUGAGGCGUGUCGCUCCGGCUGUCGGAGCAGAGGAGCCUAAACAAUCAUCUAAUGAGAAAGCGCUUUUCCACCCCAGCAACUUUUCAGUCAACCUGGAUGAAACCUACAACUACUUGGCCCAUCACAUUAAUUCCUACUUCGGUACAAAAACUGUGGAGAAGAAAGACCAUGUCGAUAAAUCUGCCGCAUCUCCACAUCAACAAUCAAAUGACCUCUUGCGUAAUAAACCACCUCCUCCUCCUGCUGCUCCCACAUCCCCCAAGAAAGGUUUGGGCCACUACCUGUCCUAUUCCGCUCCCACCGUGCAAGCUUUUGUGGGCAACUACAUCGCCCCCUUGGUGCCAAAGUUCAGGACGGGGGAGUCCAAAAGUGCGACAGAUGAAGCCAACAAGCUUGGGGAUGAAGCGGCAGUGAAGCAGGUGGAGGUCGGCAUCAGUAAAGAGCACAAGGCGGCGACAGAGGAGAAGGCCAAGAAACUUCUGCUCCAAAGGGAAAAGAUCAUUGCCAGGGUGAGCGUGGACAAUCGAACCCGUGCUCUGGUGCAAGCACUCCACAGGGCCACGGACGUGAGGGUCUUCAUCAGCAGAGUGGAGGACCUCAGCUACCAUCUCCUGGAGUUUCCUGAGACUUGUGGGGUUGCUGUCAAGGAGAAAGUAAUCCCCUGCCUGCUGCGUCUCCAACAAGCAAGCGACCCCAGGCUGAGGGAAGCAGUGAGAGAAGCGCUUGCUCUGGUGGGCUACCAUAAGCCAGUUAAAGGCCGAGGCAUACGGAUCCUGUCCAUCGAUGGAGGAGGUUUACGGGGACUUCUUGCCCUUCAGACGUUGCACAAAUUGGAAACCCUGAGUGGCAAGCCCAUUUACAAACUGUUUGAUUAUAUUUGUGGUGUCAGCACAGGUGCUAUCCUGGGGUUCAUGCUGGGCGUCUUCCAGAUGCCGACCGACCAGUGCGACAACCUGUACCGCAAGCUGGGCCCGGACGUUUUCAAGCAAAAUGUGAUCGUUGGCACGGUGAAGAUGGGGUGGAGCCACGCUUUCUACGACAGCGAAGCCUGGGAGAGCAUCCUCAAAGAAAAAAUGGGCUCACACCUCCUUGUGGAGACUUCGAGAAACCCGGAAUGUCCGAAAGUGGCAGCAGUGAGCACCAUCGUGAACAGGGGCACACCACUGAAGGCCUAUGUGUUCAGGAACUACAACCUGCUGCCAGGGGUGCGCUCCCACUACCUGGGGGGCUGCCAGCACCAGCUCUGGCAGGCUAUCCGUGCCACAUCUGCGGCUCCAGGGUAUUUCCAGGAAUUCCCCUUGGGGAGUGACCUCCACCAGGACGGAGGGCUGCUCAUUAACAACCCCACAGCGCUGGCCAUCCACGAGUGCAAGUGUGUGUGGCCCGACACCCCCCUGGAGUGUGUGGUCUCGCUGGGCACGGGACGUUUGGAAGCUACGGGAAAGAACAGCGCCCCCUAUACCAGCCUCAAGACGAAAAUCAACAACGUCAUCAGCAGCGCCACUGACACUGAAGAGGUCCACGCCAUGCUGGACGGCUUCCUGCCCGCCGACACGUACUUCCGCUUCAACCCCUACGUGAGCGAAGACAUCUCCAUCGAUGACAACCGCCAGGAGAAACUGAGCCUACUGCAGGCCGAGGGCGUCCGCUACCUGGAGAGGAACGAGCACAAGCUGAGGAAGGCGGCCUGCAUCCUCACCAGAGAGAAAGGCUCGGGCCGGAGACUGGCAGAGUGGAUCAGGACCGCGGGUGACAUGUAUAGCUCCUUCAAGCUCUAGACGCCGUGCCAAGCACCCCACGUGGCCCUCGACAACACUGUGUGAACAUUGAAAGCUUUGGUUUAUUCAAAUAAUACUCCCGCUUCUUAAGGUAAUACAAGCACACCCUUUACCUUUCACAGCGACAUUCAAAGAGCCGCUUGUUUUGAAAAUAAUCACAUCGGUUUUCAAUCAUUGUUUUGGGAUUGACUUGACCGGUCCUGUGGUGCUGUUUUCCUGUUUAACUGGACCUUUUCUACUCCAGCCCCAAUUCAUUUUUUAUUUCAUUUCAAAAAAGAUUUUGCCAGCACUUUUUAAAAUAAAAAAAUAAACUUUUCUUUUUCGUUUGUUUCUAUUUUAAUAUUUACUUUUAAAAAAAUCUGGUUCACCUGCAACACUGUACAGGACAAGACUGUAAAGCAGGGGUGUCCAAAUUGCGGUCCAGGGGCCGUUUGUGUCUGCGGCACAUUCUAAAAAUAUCAUUCAACAAAGAAAAUUAAAACAAGACAGAAAAAAUUGAAAAAUUAGUAGUAAUUUUAUAUGAACAAAGUUAAAAUAUUAAGAAAGAAUAGUUGUAAUCUAACAAGAAAGCCUAAUUUUAUGAGAAUAACAUUAUUAGGACAAUUGGACAUCUUAGCAUAGCUUAGUAGCACAAAGUUGAAAUAUUCAAGAAAAUUAACAAAGAAUAUUAUGACAAACAAAACAUAAAAAGUUGUAAUUUUUGGAAAAUUUGGUUGUGGAAAAAGUUAUGUUAUGAGAAUAAAGUAAAAACAUGGGAAUAAAGUCCUACGUCAUUACAAGACUGCUGUAAUUUUACGAGAAUUAAAUCAAAAUAUUAAAAGAAAAAAAUUGUAAUCUAACAAGGCAAAAAAAGUCACAUUUUUGUGAAUGAACUUAAUUUUAUGGGCAAAAAUAAUGUCAUUUUAGUUGAAAUGUUCAAGAAAUAUAUAUAUAUUUCAAUUGUAAUAUGAGAAACACACAAAAUAAAGUUAUAAUAUGGAAAAGAAAAGAAGAAAUUGAAUACUUGGAAAAAACAGCACAAAUGGGGAAAAAAGAGCUGAGAUUCACUUUUUUCUUGAAAUAAAUAUAACUUAGCAUAUCUAUACAAUAAACAUCUGGAAUUUGAGGAGAAGAAAGUUGUAAUAUUAUGAAGAAAAAAGAUGUCAUUUUAGUAGCAUUGAGUCCCAAUUAUUAAAGAAAAAUAUGUUACUUUUUUAAAAAGUUGAAAUAUAAGUUGCAAACAAAACCAACUAAGGUUGCGACUUUGGGAACAUUAUACGUUGGGAAUAAAGGCAGAAUAUUACGAGAAAAAAAAAGAUUAUUCAAGAAGAAAGUUGAAAUAUUUGGAAAUGAAAUAUAUUUGGAAAAUUCAACAAAUCAAAAAUGAGAAGAAAAGGUCCAAAAGAGUGAAGUUGAUAUGAAUAUGUGACAAUCUAUGUGACAAAGUUGAGAUGAAUAUAUAGAUGUUAGCAUAUCUACAGUACAUGUGGUACUUUACUAAAUAUCAUCCUUUCAUUUUUCACGAUGUGGCCCUCACUGGUAGAAAAGCCUUUGACACCCCUGCUGUAAAGAAUGUUAAAAAAGUAAUGGAAAUUCAUGUAAGCUUUAUAUAAAUUUGCAUGUAUGAAUUGCAGCUUCUUGAAAAUGGACAAAUAUGUAAAUAGGCAGAAUAUUCCACAUUUCAUGCACAAAAGAAAAACAGAGUGGACCUCAAACUGUAAAUAUAGAUGUUCUACUUUUGUAUUAGCUUAAUUUUACGAGCCUGUUUGGAUGUGUACUUCACUCUUUAGUGUCUUUGAGUAGGCAGGUACUGGACUGCAUCAUUACUGUGCCAUGCAGGCUCGUCAAGGACCAGUACUGCAGUAGUGCAGUCAUGCCAAAUAUUUUUCAACAGCUCCAUUCUUCCGCUGUCUGUGCCCAUGAAAAGAACAGCGUUUGUGUGUGUAGUGUUGAGUAUGGAAAUAAAACCCAUCAUUGAGUGAUGUCAUGAGGAGCAAUUGCACAA